Molecule: messenger RNA, 10509 nt
Organism: Chlamydomonas reinhardtii
Lineage: Eukaryota; Viridiplantae; Chlorophyta; Chlorophyceae; Chlamydomonadales; Chlamydomonadaceae
Exons: 7
Coding region: 803-9541 (2912 amino acids)
Source: RefSeq, a predicted model, not a curated record
UGCAUGCUUUGGGCGAUAUUUCGCCACUUCGCACAUAAUGUAUUUUAUGCUUACUGCGCGUGUGAUUUCAUAUAGAAACAUAGCUUGUAGAAGGGCCCCGUUAGACGAAGCGGCCGCGAGCAAAUAACACCGCCAGCUCACAAGGAUUUCUGCAACGUGUCAAUUACCCACUUAUCUUUGUAGCUGUUAUGUCAGGCUAGGAAAGCAAUGCCAAAGUUCGCGGGACCCUAGCGUCCGCGGUUGGUCCGCAAUCACCCAGACGUUUCCGUCUGGCUGCGGUCGAGCUUGCCCCCUUGACCUGUUGGAUGAUGGAGCGAGAUAUGCAGACAGCACAAUCGCGGCUCAACAUAACGGCGCCUGUGGAAGUAUGCAUCGUUGGGGCUGGCCACGCCGGCCGCGCGGCCUCCACUGCGAUGCGGGCCUACCCCUGGCUCAAAGUCACUGUGCUUGAGCAACAUGCUGCCGGCAAGUAAACGCAGCUAUUUAUGCUGCCCGCAAGUCCGACGAACGGUCGUCUGACGAUUUGUUGGUUGGCUGCAACGCGAACUUCCCACGUUAGCAGUACAACUCUAACGCCGUUCGUAAUUUGUAAUAUAUGGCGUGGUUGGGCCACUUGUGUAUCGCGUUGAUAUACUACACUGGGGGCUGACGAGCCGCCGAGCCGCCGAGCCCGAAAGACAUAACGUUCUCUCUUCUCUCUGCAGAACACGACGGCGAGGCUGCGAACUCACUUAAGACGCCCAGUCACUUGCAGAUUCAGGAGAACAAUGCUGGAUCGGGCGACCACCUGCCGCAACCAGACAUGGAUGGCCAGACAUCAAUACUGCACCGCUGCCGAGUCCGUCACCUUGUCCGCUUGGCCCGCGGCCCGUCGACAUCAGCAUCGGGCGACCAUCACCACGUCGAAACGGGCGGCCCCGCAGCAACGGCGCAGAGCAACGAUUUCGCGCCAUCAGAAUACCUGCAUAGCAGCCGGUGGCUUGUCAUAUGCGAUGACCUUUCGGCGGCAGGCGACAGGGCGACGCGUCGGGAGCUGUACGCUGACUACAUCGUGGUGGCGACGGGCUUCUCCUCAGACGCGCUUGACAUGGCAGCAGAGGCGUUGGCUUUUCUGCCGGCCGACAUGCCCUGCAAGCUGCUCCAUGCCAAGAGCGCCACAGCAACUGACCUCCUUCACAGCGGCGACUUUGUAACUGUUGUGGGCGACGGUCCGGACGCUGUGGAUGCCGCCAGCUCUGCAGCACUGCUGUUGGGAGGUGCAGCGGUGCGCCUGGUCGUGCCUCAGCACCGGGUGGCGCCACUUGUGAUGGAUGGAACCCAGCUGCUGUCCUCCGCCCGUCGUCGCGCGCUGGCCGCCUCGCUGCGGCCGCACUACACCGCGCCGCAGCCCGGGCCGCUGGGCAAGGCGCUGCGGGCGCCCGCCAAGCGCCGCUUCUGGGCGCUCGUAAGCGACCAGCUGAAGCGCGGAGCAUCCCAGCGCGCUACUCCGGACCGCGGACAUGAUCUGACGGCCGCAGCCACAGCCACAGCCGCCGCCUCCACCUUGCCGCCUCCACCCACCCAGGCAGCCCCAGCCAGCGGCGCUUUCUGGCGGCUCCGCCGCAACAACACCUUGUCACCGUCAGCGGCCGUGGCGGCGCCGCCAGCCGCAUCCGGCAAACCGCUGGUCCUGUGGGCCCCCAGCCUGCGUGACCCACGGUUCAUGCCGUACUUGGAUCGCAGCCUGAGGGAGGCGCUCAUGGGGGAGCUGGGGGACAGCAGCAAGGGCGAGGGCGAGGGCGAGGGCGAGCUCGGGGUGUACCGUGGCGUGGUGCACCCGGACGUGCCUGAGCUGGCAUUCAUUGGCUUCCGGCAGGGCACAAGUGGUGAGUCGCUGGAGCUGCAGGCGCAGUGGCUGGCGGCGCACCUUGCCGGUCGGCUGGCACUGCCGCCGGCCGCCGCCAUGCGCGCCGACGUGGCGGCUCAGCGUGCGUGGCGGUCCGGCGCGCUGGCGCACCCGCUCAUGUCGGUGGGCGGCUCGCUGGCGCGGAGGCACGAGCAGUGCUACCUGGAGCAGCUGAGGCAGGACCUGCGGAGUGUCAGCCUCGCUGCAGCAUCGGCGCCUUCUGCUGCAGGCUCUCUUACCGCUGGACACCAGUCAUCGGUGUCAGGGGCAGCCACCUGCAGGCUCGCCGUGCCAGCGGAGCGGCAAGCUGUGGCCAUGGCGGCGGCUGGAGUGGCGGUCAGCGGCAUCAUGGCCGCUGAGACCGCACUCGUGCAGCCGCUGCCGGCUCCGGAGGUGCCGCCCCAGGAGGAGGAGGAUGGUGAGGAGUUUGAUGAAGAGCUGGAGAACACGUUCGGUGUGGCGUCGCCACCAUCCGUCAUCCUACACGCCGCCGUCGGCCGCGGUGGCCGGCGCGUCGUGAGCACUGUUGCCGGCCAGUCCUGCCGCGGCGGGCGCCACUCGCGCCAGCGGCGCAGCGACAGCAGCGUCGAUGCCGGCAUGUGGAGCGCACGCAGCGCGGUGCUGGGCGGCAACGGGGAGCGCAGCUCCGCCGCCAGCGCUAGCGCGAGCGCCUGCGGCAGUCAGGUGCUCAGCGGCAGCGGGGAGCGCACCUCUGUGGGCAGCACCACUAGCAGCGCCAGCAAUUUCUACGCGCGCAUCAGUAGCCGCAUAUCCUGGCUUAGCUUCAUCACAGGCGGCGCAGGCGGGCUUGGUGGCGGUGCGGCCAGCAGCCCACCUCUGUCGCCCAUCAAAGCGCCCACGUCACCUGGGGCUGGCGGCAAGGCUGUGCCCAUGUCUCGUACCGCUACCAUGGCCACCCCAAAGCCGGUGGUGGUGGGCAACCCGCCCAGUCUCACCUCGCCAACCUCGCCCACAACGCCGCAUGCUGCGCGCGGCGAGAGUUAUGACCGCGCCGGCAGCAGCAUCAAUGACAGCACCAGCACGGUCGCCGCAAGCGGUGACGCGCCACGUGGCAGCUGCUUGGUGCGGCCAGCGGCGCGGACGCGGCGCGGCGCCUCGGCUGCUGCUGCCGUGCCAGCAGCUGCGCUGGUGCCGCCGGCUGCUGGCGCGCGGGCGCGUACUGCCAUGAAUAGCUCUGCGGUGGCCGCUGCUGCACACGCCGCAGCGGCGCGCGCGCGCGCGGUCACGCAGCAGGUUGCGGCGGCCAUGAACACAUCAGCUGCGGCUCGAGGCCGGGAGCUGGGUGUCGGCGCUGGUGUUGGCGUUGGCACCGUUGGCGAUGCAGUGGAUGGCCGCUACUCUGCCCCAACACCGCGCCCGCAACGGCUCCUAGCCCAAGCGGAGGGCGAGGAUGACGACGAGGCGGAGCAUGGCCCGACACGCCACACAUACAGCGGGCCUUUCCACACACCCGCCAACACCGGGCGCUCUGACAAGGCCACCGCCAGCGAGCGUUACCAGCCGCAGCAGCCGUGUGAGCAAGAUAAUCGCGCAGCUGAUGGCAGCGGCCCGGCAGGGCAUCUGCCGGUACAGUUGCCGGAGGCGGCGGUGACAGCCCUGCCGACGCCGCCACCACUCCGGCUGCCCUUAGCGCUGCACUGCCAGACCUCGGCAAUGCCGCCAGCAACCACGUCAACAGUGGCCGCCACUCUGACCGGUACCCGCACCCAAGGCCACUCAAACGGGGGCCACAGCCAGCAGCCCGGGCCCAGUGGUGACCCACCGGUGGCUGCGGCGGCAGCCAGCCUCGGGAUGCCUACUCCGCGUGCCGUGCAUGUCAAUAUCGUGCGCGCGCGGGACAUGCGCGAAGCUGGCAUUGACAUUGAUAUGGAGGAGUCCGGCGUGAGUGCCUCCACCUGUGCCUUCGCCUCACCCACAGCUGGAGCCACCUGCACGCAGUCCCAGUCGCCCAGCAUGGUGCUGACCUACGCCACCUCCACUGGCGUGCCUUCACCGAGGUCAUUCCGCGCGCUGCAGCGGAACGAAAGCAACGGCAGCGGUGGCUACCCAGCGGCCAUUGGUGCCGCUGGCUGGCAUGGCGCCGCUGGCGCCAAGGGUCCGGGCGCGAUGCAUGCAGCGUCUCUAGCUGCUGCUGCCGCUGCUGGGCCUGACACGGAUGGCAGCCUCACCGGCAGCGGAGCGGGCGCAGCCCCGUCCGGAUUGCCGGGCGGGAGCAGGCAGCGCCUGUUGGCACCUGUGACGGUUGCCCCGGGCCAGGAGCUGCAACAGCGGCAGCUGCUGCAGCUGCAGCAGGCGCACGCGCAGCCCUCACCGGCUGCUUUUAAAUCACUGCCAUCCGGUACGGAGGGGAAGGCAGUGCCGCGCGUGGUACCGCCACCACCGCUGCUCCUGCAACUGGACGAAGCCAUCGACACCUCCUGCCGCAACGAGCCAGUAGCAGUGCGCAGUGCUGGCAUGCCCGCCGCCAUUUCUCCGACCAGCAAGGUGCAGCCAGCUACUGUCGCUGUCGUGGCGAAGCCAGCAGCAUCCGUGAAAACGGCGAAGACACCCAAGGGAUCGUCCCUGGCCCAGGCGUUAUGUACCUGCCUGCCUUUUGGGCAACUCAAGAAGUCGGCUACCCUUCAUGAGGUGGCAGACGCAGCGGCGGCUGGCGACCCGGCUGCCGAGGCGUGCGUAACCAGCGCCGUCGCCCAGACUGCGGCGCUGGGCUCGGAGCGCGGUGGCACGGGCUGUGCGGCGCUCGCGUCGAGCUGCGGCCUUGCGAGCAGGCGGCCUAUCCUCAUUGGCGGGAGGCCGGGCGUUGCUGACGGCCCUGUCAGCCCCGGUGCUACGCUUGCUGCUGGAGGUCCCGGCAUUUCAUCGGCCGCGAUAUGCCCAUCCGUCGUCGCGUCUCACAGCAGCGUCACCACGCCUGCAGACCCGCCGCAGGAGGGCACGCCCGUUGCCGAGCUCAUAGAUGAGGCGGAGCGCGUUGCGCGCCGCAUGAGCCGACUCGUGCGGCAGCGGCGCGCCGUCAGCAGCACCGGCGAAGAUCCGUUUGACGCUGACCCGGGCAGCAACGCCAAUAGCAGCUACACUUCGUUGGCCCGCCCCGUGACUCGCUUCAGCUACAAUGGAGCUGGUGCCAUACAUGGCGCUGGACCGGUGCACGGCGCUAUUAUGAACCUGCGGCGCGGUUUCAGCAGCGGCCUGUGGGGUGUGGGCGCCAACCGCCGCAGCAGCGGUGGCGGUGCUGGCGGCGCGGGCGCUGCUUUUACACAAAGCACGCACCGCAUCAGUGGAGGUGGGCGUAGCAGCAGGGCGAGCAGCGGUGCCUUCCGCGUCAGCAACUGCGGUGGUGGCAGCCCGUGCGUGAGCGGGCCUGGCGGGGCCGGUGGUGGAGGGGGCCCGUAUGGCAGCAAUGCAGCGGCCGACGCAGCUAGCGAGAAAGAAUGCGGCACAGACCUGAGCAUCUGGGGCGACGGCGCAGCUCUGGACUUGAUGUCUUCUCAGAUUGAGGCCCUGCGCACGCACCUACGAGACCCCCGCGUUGUUCCAUUUCCAUCUGUGGGGACCGCGUCACCGCCAAUCGCGUCGCCGCCGCCGCCGGCCCCGCGCUCCUCCCGGCCCUCGCCGUCCCCCUCCCCGCGUCUGGCGCACGGCUGGCCGCGAUCACCCUCCUCAGCCACUGCAUCGGCAGCUGCCCUUGGGAUGGCAGGCCAGCCCGGCCUUCCAGCAUCCAUGCCGUCACCGACCGCACCGCAGCAGCAGCAGCAGCUUCAAUCCGCGCACUCCUUGCCGAAUUGGCCCUCUGAGGGCCGGCCGCACAGGCCCCAGCAGCGGCUGCAGCCGUACCCAUCAUCCGGUGCACCAGCCGGCGCAGGAGCAGAGCCCCUCGGACGACUGCGACCCGUCCUGCGCUCCCAUCCCGGCCACCCCGAGCGGCAGGCCGCCGGCGGCACCUCGACACAGAUGUCAGCCUCUGCUGCGCAGGUCCCGCUGCCUCAGGUCCAGGCGCCGCCGUGCCGCCAGGCGACGCUACCGACGGAGGCGCUGACACACGUGCUGCACGCUCCAACAGCCGGCCACGCAGCCGCUGCGCCGGUUUCGAGAUCCCUGCCGGCCACGCCGCAGGCCCGAGCGCAGCCCACCGACCACCCGCAGUUCUCCUCCGCCUUCCAGCGUGCGUUUCUGCCGGUGGCCUCUCCGAGCGCCCUUGAGGCCCUGCCCUCCAUUGGCUCGCGUGUGGCGCCGUCGGCGGCCGCUGCAGCUGCCGCCGCGCUUUCCGCAGCCGCUGCGGCGGCAACCAGGGCCGAUGCCGAGGCGGACUGGACGCCCUUCUCGUCAUUCCGUAACACAGCUGCGCCACGGCAGCCCGAGCUUGACAGCACCUGCCUGGCCACCGCUGCGUUUCUCGGCCCUGACGGCUUUGAGCCAGGACUGGCGGCGGCGGCGGCGGCAGAUAUCUGUGGCACGGCUGCAGACGCGACAGCAGCAGGCGCUGCGGGCGCCAGCGACGCCGACUCGCGAGCCGUGCAGAAACGUCGCUCUGUGCCCGACCUCCGCGCACUGCAGCGCCUGUCCACCAUCCCGGAGCACCGCCGCAACCAGCUGCCCAGCGCCAACACGCUCACCGAGUCUGAGACGGAGACCGGCAGCGGCAUUGCCGGGACCGGCGCAGGCGGAAGCGGUCUGUCACGAUCGUUCUCUGGUGGAAUCUCCUUUACGUCUGGGAUUGGCACAAGUGCUGUGAGCAGCAGCACACGCGCUCAAAACUUCGGCUGCUACCUUGGGCUUAAUGCUGAGUCACAGACUGGCAUCGUAUUAGCUGCAGCUCCGGCUGUUGCCAGCAGCCAUUUCGGCUCUGAAUCGGCGGGCGAGGCUCAUGCUAUCUGCGUCGCGCCUACGGCAGCGGCGGCGCCUCUGGCUUCAGGUCAGAAGCUAGGUGCAAGUAGCGCCUCGGGCAAACCUGCACACAGCCCUGAAUCGUAUGUGGCCCUGCGCCUGUCGGCCCUGAAAGCCCAGCGUACGGCCGGUGCUGCGGCCGUUGGCGGUAUUUGUGCGGGCGAUAUGACUGGGUGCCUAACGGCCGACGUUGCGGCCUGCGCGCGCAGCGGCACUGCUCAGGGCAGCGGCGCCCGAUUGCAAGGUGGCAUCGACAGCAAUGCCGGAGAACGUAUCAGUGCUGUACAGUCCUCUCAGCAUGACGCGCCCGCAUGCCUUUCAUCACCCAAGGCCACAACUGCGCCAACCAAGGACGCCGCUGCGGCGCCGCCUCAGCUGGUCAUUCCGGUCGAGCCGGGUGCUCUGGCCAUAGCAGGCUGGCCGGCUGCAGUGUCACCACACCUACCGCAGCCGCCGCUGGCAGCGCUGUUUCAGCCCAGCAGCGCUUCAAAACUGCAAGGUGCGACUCCUUUUGCAGCGGCGGCAGCUGCAGCUGCUGCCCGCGCCAGGCCGGAAGAUGAGCUUCCGGCAGGGCGGCGCCACCCGACCGGCUCGCCUGGAGUCAGCUACAGCACACCCCCUGGCCCAGGCGCCGCCGCCUCGAUGCUACUCCUGCUGCCGGAGCUGCCUGCCGGCGAUGGCUGCUACUCCAGCUACCCGCAUAGCGUGCCGGACACGCCCACGCUUGUGACGCCCUUCAGCACGGCCGCGGCGCCCUGUGUCCAACCAGCCCGGCAGUCGGCGCAGACGACGCCGCUGCAGCCGUCCCAGGCGCCACUGCCAACGCGGACUUCGCGGACGUCAUCGGUGGCAGCCGCGCCGACAGGACUCCUGGGCACUAACGUCUCGUUAGCAGCGGGCGGCAGCGGCGCCGCCAUGGCCGCCGCUACAACCACCGCCUUCAUGCUGCGGCCGCGUCUGACCCGCCAAAGUACGGACGGUGCAUCAAUGGCUAGCCUGUUUCAAUCGGAGCCGAGGCCCAGCGGCAUUGCUGCCAGUGCCGUUAUGAACGGCGCGCCAAGUGGUGGCGGCGGUGGCGCAUUCUCGCGGAGCGGAGGCGGCGCCGCCACCGGGUGGCUUGACAGCCGGACGUCGGCGCCCGCCCGCACCAGCCGAAAGUUCCUCCUUGGCAUACUGGGCGGCGGCGGUGGCGGCAGCAGCGGAGCUGGCAGUGGUGCAGGUGGCGGAGGCGUUGGCAGCGGGCUGCUCAGCACAGCCGCCGAAAACGCUGUUCUGCCGUACCGCAAGCGUCUUAGCUCAGGCUGGCUGGGCCCCUCACUUUCAGCAACACUGCCGCCAAGCUCGCCUCCACUGUCUCCGACCGGGCCCAGCGCCGGGACUGCAUCCCUAUUUGGUGGCACCGCCGGGAGCAGGCGCAGCCUUGUUGCACAGCAGCCGCGAUCUUCCGCCGCUGCGGCUCCUGCUCGCGCUCUUGCCGCGCCCGCCAGCGGCCCGCCAGCCCCAGCCGCCAGGGGCCUGCGUGCCACCGUGUCGGGUGCUGGCUUCAGCAGGCGCAGCUGCCUGAUGGAGUUUGAUGACGACACAGAGGAGGCCGAGCAGCAGCAAGGUGCAGACUUCCCUGAGUCAAUAGCCGCUGCAGCCGCCGUGGUCGUGCCUUCACUCGACGGCCGACGUUCCGCCCCUCCCCUUGCGCAGCCCUCUACUGGGCCGCCACGGUCCCAUCCGGACGCAGCUACUGCAAUAAUCGAAUACCAGACCAGAAAGCAAAUGUGGCCAGCAGGCAGCAGCCUUGAAGCUGAUGGGCCAAACCCGACGGCGGCUCAGCGCGCUCAUCCAUUCCAGCAUGCUGCGGCGUCAUCCCUGUUUGGGGAAGAGGACUCGUGGCCUACCGAGAGCACCGGCGGCGGCGUGUUCAUGCUGUCUGGGGUGUCUCCAGACACACGCCUGCAACCGUCACUGCUGGCCCAGGCGCAAACGCUGGCGGCGACGUCGGCACCGCCAGUGUCGCCCCUGCCGCCCGCAGAGCAGCCGCUGUCGCUGUCGCCCUUACAAGAUGCCGCCGCUCACGCCCUGCAGAGCACGCCAGGCAAGGUGCUGCACGGAACCUACCCCGCGCCCGUGCAGUUACCUCCGCAGCAGCCACAGCAGCAGCGGCAGCCGUCGCAGCAGCCGGACAGGGCAAGCCACGAUUUUGGCUUCAGGUGCUACGGCAACAGCUUGCCCCUUCAGCCCCCAGAUGGUAUUGCCUCCAGCGGCUGCCAGGCACCGCCGUUCAUCCCAGGCGACAAGGCGGACACCAACCUCCACUCCCUGCUGGCGCCGCCACCAGCGGACCUGUCACCGCUGCCUCAACCCGCGCUGCCGCUGCGCCGCGCCACCCUCGGCGGCAUCAAUGCCACAAGCGCGUCCGCUUCUGGGCAUGGCCCCAGCGCCUGGAGCAACUACAGCAGCUGUGGUGGCGGGCGCCCGGACUGCCUGCUGCCUGGGGCAGGAGGCCUGCGGGGGCCAUUCGGACACGGGCCCUACCGCUCGGCAGGUAGUUGUGGAGGCGUUGGCGGGGCUGGUCCAAGAGGCCUGAGUGCCGGUGCUGGUGCGGGUGGAGAGGAGAAGCGGGGCAGCCCGGCGUGGCUUGUCCGGCACGCGAGCGAGAAACGGCAGGAGCAGCUCGUGACGCAGAUUUCCUCCUGGCUGCGAGAGGCGCUCAAGCAGAAGAACAACGUUGAGAAGCAUCACUCGGAUGAGUCGGCCUGACGGCCGCGGUUUAAUGCAAUGCAAACAGUCUUAAAAGCAUGCCCGGGGGCUGCGGGAGCUUCAGUGUAGGGCGUUGGGGCUGGGAGAAGGACCACAUGCGCAUGUGAUGUACGGCCGGAUGCAUGGGAAACCGCUUGCAUACGGUAUACACACGGGAUGCUGCGCGGACUGUAUUCACUGGCGACUGGGGCACUGCAGCUCGCGUUUCUAUGAUGCCAGUUCACCCAGGGGUGCCGUACGCUAUCAUACGGUGCCCAAGGCUUGGAAGUUCGCAUGAGAGGUGAAGGCUGGAAUAUGGCCUACUUGUCUGAACUGACCAGAUUUUGACGAGGCCUGCUGAGAUAUGAUAACUCAAGCAGGAGAUGCUGUGUGCAUGCAAUCGGGCGUACACUGAUCAAUGCUACUGAGGGGCUGCGGGGGUCGAUUACGGCCUGUCUAGGCCUCUAAGGGGCGGGGAUGUGGGUUCGACCUCGUUACAGGAUCUCCUACAUAUGUCCGCCGAGGAGGUGGAGGACUGCAAGACGCCAGGUUUGCAAAUUGCAACACUAAAUGUUUCCGGGCGUGGCAAAACGAUGGAAACGGCGGUCUUGGCCAUGCCUACUGUAUGCGCCACCCUUGAUAAGCGUUUGUACACUUGGUGCGAGCUGGUUGCAGUACGGUAGAGUAAAUGGAAAGCGUCAAGGGCGACCUCUGUUGAGGAGGGGUGAGCAGGCAAGGCGCAAUCAAAGCUAGUGGAAACAGUGAACUGCUGCAGGUGAUACCACGGAACAGAUCGGCGAGGCGAGCAAGCAAGGAUUGGGUCGGUGCCAUGGACUCACGCGACCCGCAUACAUAGUUGCGACUGUAUCAUGAAGGGCAUAGCUAACACCCGCGUGUUUGUGAAGGGCUUCGCGCUCCCCGAGGGCUUCCCGACGAACGUGCAGCCGGACGCCCACAACUGCGUCCACAACAGGGAUACGCACCAUCUG